GUUGUGAAAGGUUCGAUUUUGCGGGUUCAUGGCGGAUGUAAUGAGUAAGGGGAGCGUCUUCUCACCUCACCGAUGUCGUUCUUCUUCAAUUUCUUCGAAAAGGUCAAAACCCUUAUCUGCCAAUCUAUUCCGCUCAUCGAUUGGGCUUGCCAGAUCUCCUUUUUCAAGUAAAAGUGAUCUGCUUGGGAGAGUGGUCAUCGAGCGACAGAAGGGGAAGGUCGCGAAUAGAGUUCAUCAUGCCGUUCCUGUUAGGAUGGAUCUUCCGAUUGGGAAAGGCAUGAGAUGGUGGGAAAAGGGCUUGCAGCCUAACAUGAAGGAGAUCACUUCAGCUCAGGAUCUCGUAGAUUCCUUGAUACACGCCGGUGACAGACUUGUUAUUGUGGAUUUCUACUCCCCAGGUUGUGGAGGCUGCAAAUCCCUUCAUCCAAAGAUUUGUCAGUUUGCGGAGCAGAACCCCCAUGUUCUUUUUCUACCAGUAAAUUAUGAGAAGCAUAAAUCCAUGUGUUAUAGCUUGAACGUUCAUGUCCUCCCCUUUUUCAGAUUUUACAGGGGAGCUCACGGUCGUCUUUGUAGCUUCAGCUGCACUAAUGCUACUAUUAAGAAAUUUAAGGAUGCAUUGGCCAAGCACGACACAGGCAAGUUUAGCCUUGGGGCAGCCAAAGGGUUGGAGGAGAAGGAGCUAUUGGCUUUAGCUGCAAAUAAGGAUCUAUGUUUCAACCAAACUAAGAAGGAAAAGCCUUCAUCCACUGCUCCUGAAGUCAUGGAGCAAAUUCCUGCAAUAUUAUAGCUUUCUCUUUCAUCUUUUCUAAUAUCCACCCAAAAUUAUAAAGAACAAAGCCUUGGCCUUAAGAGCAUCAUAUCCUUUAUAUAUGACCAUUCUCUUUCUUUUGUACAUUUUUUUAUCCUACAAUUAUCCAAUGUUUUAAGGUUUCCUCCAUCCAUCUUCUUAGCAGGAUUAAUGGUUUUUUUUUGGCGUUUUUGCCUGCUAAGGAUUGGAUAUGAUGGAAUGCCUUGCUUUAUCAAGAUACUGAAUUGUAUUAUUGCUUGUUUAUUUGUCUUUUGCUAUAAUUUAAGAAUCAUAUUUUUCUUGUA
Messenger RNA from Dendrobium catenatum, 1092 nucleotides. RefSeq names its product thioredoxin-like 1-2, chloroplastic. Gene Ontology annotation, biological process: cell redox homeostasis. Lineage: Eukaryota; Viridiplantae; Streptophyta; Magnoliopsida; Asparagales; Orchidaceae. The record is from RefSeq and is a predicted model, not a curated record.